Molecule: messenger RNA, 470 nt
Organism: Paramuricea clavata
Lineage: Eukaryota; Metazoa; Cnidaria; Anthozoa; Malacalcyonacea; Plexauridae
Source: the annotation of a GenBank genome assembly
AUGGCUGAAGCUAGGCUCGCUGUUGCGUUUCAGUUCGCCGUUACAGACGACGGGCAACUCAACGUCCACGUCGAUAAAGACGUAUUCCAUCGUGUAUUUCGUGCUUUGGUAAAGUCUGUCAAACGAAAGUACAAGUCAGCUAAACACAAUUUCUUAAAAUGGCAUUUCCCUGCAACUCCAAUGGCUUGGGUGCUGUUUUUCCUCGCGUUAGCUGCGGCCCGAAUUGGCGAACAUCAACCGACUUUAGGAAUUCUUGGCCGUGUCGAACAAGCGCUACCCGGGUAUGUGAUUUGAAAUCAAAAUAUUAGCGUAGAAAAAUACGAUAUUCCCACUACAUGUGUGUUUGGUUUAGAAACAGUAAAGCUAUGAAACAGUUGGAGAGCGACUUUUUAGGGGACAAAGUUCGUGAAUUUCGCAGCUUUCGUAAUAUUUCCGCUAUAAAAACGGCAACAAGCUGGGUUUUUAUCGAC